GUACCUAAAGCGAUCAAAGUUUAUGUAUUAAAAUCUUAAUAUUGCCAGGUUGGUUUUCACAGCUGUUUCACAAGGUAAUAUUAUUAGUUGUAAAUUAUCCUUUGAUCGUAGAUAUUUGCUCCACGUUAUUCUUGUAUUCUAGGACCUACAAUAGAUGUUGCAUAGUACACAAUGGUGUACUAAUGAGCUAUGCGAGAUAGAAAAAUAAUAAUUGGGGGACUACUGAAAUUAUAUUAUUUCAGUGUAGAUAAGGGAAGGGUAGGUUAAAAUAAAAACAUGAUAGCCAGACAAGCUAUCAAACGAUUUGGCACAUAAAUGGAGUGGAAAUUAGCUGAUUUCGUGAUCUGUAAAGUAAAUAACUGUUGUCAAGCAGAUUACACGUUCUUUUCCGAAACGUAGCAAUGUUUAAGACCGAACAUGAAAUCGAAUGUUAACAAGGUACCCAAAAGUAGCUCGAAUUAAUGCUUUCAUUUUAUUAGCUUAAAGCUUGUUAAAACAGCGAAAUUGUCGCGGAAAUCAGCCUUGUUGGCAUAGCGACGAUGACAAUGUCAUUUAGGCCUUAAUGAUCAUCACAGCGUUGAUAAAGCAACUGACGAUAAUAUUUGGCAUGACAGGACCAAAUUGAUUUUGUUAAAAUGUUUGAGUCACUCAGAUAGCAUAAGAACAAGGCAAAAGCCCCCCUCCUCCUCAUAUCUCUGGUAGGGGAAACACUGAAGAUAUCCGUGUAGCGAACAUUCGUGUAAACUCGAGAGAUCAGGCGUUUACAAGGCUACUAUUGACCAGAGCCAAAAGGAGUGUCAGUUGGGAUUGGGCCUGUCAAAGAUCAGCCACAGAGAUGUGAUUGGGAGGUCUCGCCAGAGCUGUAGUGAAUGCAGUGCACACUUGAGCCAUCUCGAUCAUGGACACAGAUUUGUUGGUAAUCUGGAAAUUAAGUUGAAUUAACAACUAAGACUGGUGAAUUUGUAAUUGUUUUCAAGAGCGCGAUCUAGCAGGCGUAUUCUUUAAAUCUGUAUCCUUGAAAUACGCGAUCAUGGUUUUACGGUCAGCAAGCAAUUAUAACACACUGACCUGAGCUAAAUUACAUAAAGAGGAACCACAUUCGUGACAGCCAGAAUAUAAUGAGAGGUAAUUCAAGUAUGUGGUUUUGUUCCUUGGGUUAGUACGAAUCCGAAUAUUACGCAACAUAUUCUAGGACUAUUGUGGAUUCCUAGUCAUUAUGACGUAGCUGUCACAAAUCGUUGAAGAAUCGGGAGGGAUUCAUUUCGUCAGUUGCUGUCAACUUCGAGCAUUACCUGCGUCUUACCAGUGUAUUUUACUUAAUUGUUUCCUUAUCCGUGUCUUCUCGUGAUAUUGAAAAGUCAUUAGCUAGUCUACUUGUUUAUUUUCAAGCAAUUAUUAUUGAACAAGUGUCUUUCUUUUAUUGGGUGAUCAAAGAUCUGCAUCCAUAAAUUCAGCUUGUCAUGGAUGGAAGCUCAAGUUGUGGAUGGCCAUGUGCAGGCGAUAGUUCACCACAGCCCCCCUCCCCUCCUGAGGCCCUCCUGGUGAAGGUGCAGCCUGUCGUGGAUCAAAGCCCAGUGGACACUUCAACACAGAUAUGGACACGGCCCCUCUCCCCCGAAGACCUCCUAACACAGAUGCAGCUGCUCCGCCAAGAGGUUGUGGAGCUUAGUGCUUCUAUCAGCCAAGUUCUGGAUGAACCCGAGAUAAGCUAUUUGGACGCACCGACACCACCUCUCCCUAAAGCCGCCUGGGCCUCCAAGGGUGAGCCUCAGAGGGCCCUGAGCCGGUCCUCCAUCUCUAAGAGUGUGGGCAUGUCAUGGCCGUACUCCAUCUACCCUCACUGUGACCUCAUCGGCCAACCAGUUCCUGAGGAGAAGCCUGUGGUAAUGGUUGACAAGGCUUCCUCAACGCCCAAGAAGAUGUCUUUCUGGAGGAGGCUGGUAUGUUGUUUUGGGAAGAGGAACAAGACUAGAUCCACUAAGAACAACAAGGUCAAGAAGAAGACCAAGGCAAAGGGGGAGAAGACCAAGGUCCAGGAGAAGACCAAGGUGGAGAAGGACACUGCCAUGACCAGGGGAUGUUUCUCCACGUAUUUCAACCUCAUAAAACUGCUCACAAAGUAAUACGACAAACGGGUGAAGAAGUGAACCAGGACUUUUGUCGAAUUGUUUUUCCUAUAGAGUCAGCGGGAAAAACCUGGUUGCCUGAUCCAAAGACAAACACAUCCUAUCCAUCAGGAUAUCCCGAAUGGGAGCGAUCAUAACAUACUUAUCAAGGCUGGGGUGGUUAAUGUUGUUAAUCAUGUUUUCAAUAAAGUUUUCUAAAUGAUC
This is a messenger RNA of Salvelinus namaycush (lake trout), 2330 nucleotides long. RefSeq lists its product as uncharacterized. The transcript has 3 exons. The record is from RefSeq and is a predicted model, not a curated record. The coding region runs from base 1461 to 2123 and encodes 220 amino acids. NCBI's taxonomy places the organism in Eukaryota, Metazoa, Chordata, Actinopteri, Salmoniformes, Salmonidae.